AUGUCUAGCACCAGAGUGGUAGCGAUAACCGGAUGCGACAGUGGCCUUGGAUGGGCGGUGGCCGCCCGCUCAGCCCGCGAGGGUCUUGUUACAAUCGCGGGCAUGUACAAAGGGACGGACACGGAUGCCUCGCGCGCCUUGAGCAAUUUAUGCGCCCACCCGUAUCCACUUGAUGUGACUAGGCCGGACAGCGUCAGUAGGUUUCGUGAUUACGUACAGGCUAUUUUGAGAGUUAAUACUAAUUACAGAUUGUACGCAGUUGUCAAUAAUGCAGGGGUCAUGACUAUCGGUGAUUUUGAAUGGCAAACCCCAAAUAUUAUAGAGAACACUAUAAAUGUUAACUUGCUUGGUGCUAUGCGAAUCGUUUCAGCAUUUUUGCCCGAGCUUAGAAGAAGUGUAGCUGAUGGAAUUCCACAAACACGAAUACGAAAUGUUACAGUGAGUGAGAUAUUUGAGAGUGCAAUAAAGCCCCGUAUAAUCAACGUAGCAAGCCACUGCGGUUUGCAGCCACUGCCCGGCUUUGGGCCGUACUGCGCUAGCAAGGCGGGCUUGUUGGCUUGGACGCGGGCUUUGCGGCUCGAACAGCGGGAAAACGGCUUAAGCGCUUCAGCAUUUAUACCAGGCGGUUUUAUUAGCUCUAGUAAUUUGAUGUCGCAUCAAGUAGCACAAGGCAAUGACAUGAUGGAACAUUUAUCUGAGGAACAGAGAGUUCUAUACGCAAAUAGAAUCAAGACUCUUUGCAAGUAUCUAGGAGCAGCUGUGAGCGAUACAAGAUUUGACUCAAUGAAGGACGAAAACAUAAUAGAGACAUUUAUGAAAGCUCUAUCUGAAGAACAUCCAAAAGAACUGUAUAAGGUUGAAUCGUGGAGGUACAUGUUCUACUACAAUUUGUUGAAAUUGCCUAUUCCUGAGUCUGCGCACAAAUGGCUUACAGAGAGGUUCAUCAAUUUUCCUCGGGAUGAA
Molecule: messenger RNA, 963 nt
Organism: Iphiclides podalirius (scarce swallowtail)
Lineage: Eukaryota; Metazoa; Arthropoda; Insecta; Lepidoptera; Papilionidae
Source: the annotation of a GenBank genome assembly